Molecule: messenger RNA, 2421 nt
Organism: Priapulus caudatus
Lineage: Eukaryota; Metazoa; Priapulida; Priapulimorpha; Priapulimorphida; Priapulidae
Product: mitochondrial genome maintenance exonuclease 1-like
Exons: 5
Coding region: 552-1961 (469 amino acids)
Biological process (GO): mitochondrial DNA replication
Cellular component (GO): mitochondrion
Molecular function (GO): single-stranded DNA exodeoxyribonuclease activity
Source: RefSeq, a predicted model, not a curated record
GGAAAGGUAUGUUGAGGAAAUUAACGUAGAAACGUGGAAACAAACACUUGCGAUUUUACAAUAGAAACACCGGAAAAUCAUGUGUGCAUAAUUCUCCUGGAUCUACUGAAUAUGAAUAUUUCUCCUAUAGCUGUCAUGCAAAUGCUACACAAUAUGGCAGUGAGUGUAAAAAAGUCAAAACAAAAUGCAAAGGAUAAUACUUCAAGUGUUUUAUCAAACAUUGGAGAAUUACGUGAUGCUGCCCUAGCCGCUGUCCAAAAAUCGUUGAGUAAAAAUUGAAGUCAGCAGAUGGAGAGUUGUACUCAGUAGCUUGCAUAAAAAUUUGACUAUAAAUGGUAAUACAAGAGUUACUGUGCUGAUCAUGCAUGGCAUGUAUCAAUUGUGAAUGCUCAAUAGAUUUGACGAUCACUUGAUCGUAUAUAACAGUGUGUUACAAAGUGGUGCUAGGUGCUUUAGAGCAUAGUGACAAGCAGAGUGAUUUCACACACCUGAGCAUUCAUCCUCUCUAAGGGAUUCGAACACAGCUCGACUCAGAGUUCGGCGCAGCAGAGAUGGCGUUUCGCUCGCAUCGGCACUUACUCCGCAUGCAUUCCGUAUACGGCAUGAGCUGGCUCCGAUCGCUGGCGCGUCUUAUGCACAUGUCGAGUAUGAGACUGCAUCCGAAGCAAAAGCCGGAGUCGGUGGCCUCGCGCUUGCGUGCGGCCGUGAGAGAGCCCGGCAAGCUGAGAGCAACCGACCUUCCUCCAAAAUACAAGGUGCACAAGAAAACCGGCCUCAAUGCAUACCUGCAACGAAGGAAGGAAGAUCGCCUGCUCUACGGCCCGGCUGUCAGGCAAAAGACGAAAGCCGCGGCGAAGAAAGCGAAGACAGAACCUGCGGAAAGUCCGAACAGGCGAAAGAAAGGUAGCCAGAUGCAACGUGAUGUUGGUGGGAGCGAAUCAGCAGCAAUGGCAGCCGAUCCAGAGGGAUUGUCGAUCGGCACUGGUGAUUUCAACGAGGAGGCUUUUAAUUUAGAGAACAGCAUGCUGUUUGGCCCCGCACUUCCAUUCACGAAGGUUAACAGAUCAGCCGGCAACUACAGCGAUUCUUCAGAGUCUGAAGAUAGAAGACAAGUACUUACAUUAGGUGACAACCAUAAUCCAUACUCUGGAUCGAACACAGAGAGCAAUGUGAGGCAAGGCAGAGUGCCCAAAAACAAGUUGGACACAAGCCUCAUUAGUAUAAUGAAGGAGAAGAUACUUUCAUUUCCAUUGUGGAACCCGGAGAGAAGCAGAGAAGGCAUUGUAACCCCACAAGAGCACAAUUUAGAUAUUCCACAGCAUGAUACAGAGAUGUAUCCGAGCGUGUCCGCAGUGCUGAGGGAGACGGCACCACCACAGAGCACCCUCGCCUUACUCAGAUGGAAGAAGCAGAUGAUAGCACAGCUUGGCGAGGCAGGCUUCUACAAACUCAACCAGGACACGCUGCGCGCGGGACAGCGACUGCACGAUUGCGUGCAGGUGGCGCUAGGCGGCACCGGCGCGUCCGUCGCCGCCGACGACGACGUGCGCGGGUACUGGACGAGCGUCGCGCGAGUCCUCGACGACGUCUCAGACGUGCGGGCGCUCGAGACAUCUGUCUCGCACCGCCGCCUCAAGUACGCCGGAAAGACUGAUUGCAUCGCGCGCCACGACGGCCGCCUCUGCCUCAUCGACUGGAAGACUUCGAAGAAGCCAAAGCGGACACUGUCGAGUACUUUCGAUAAUCCCCUACAGGUGGCGGCAUAUGCGGGGGCGGUGAACUUUGACCUCUCGUUCGACGACCUUCAGGUGGAGCAGACGAUGUUGGUGAUAGCGUAUCAGAGUGGCGAGCCGGCGGACGUUCACUUCAUGUCGACGGAGGUCCUGCAAGGCUACUGGCGUCUGUGGCUGGAGAGGCUGUCGCAGUACUGGGCAGGCAUAUGGCGGAAGAGGCUGGAGUGAUGGGCCUCUGCCUACAUGCUCCAAAGUAAAUUCCAGCAAUUUGUUUUUCUACUGCGAAGUUGGUCAAAACCAGAGAUAGUCUAAUAGUUUACAGGUUUUGGCAUCGUUAUCGAUUUGAUAGCAAUUACUGUUUGAUUUCAAUGCGCGGCUGGGCAAUUUUCAGCAUUGUGAGUAGUGGAUGUAUGUAGCUGCAAUUUAGUUCAGGCCCUAGUCAGUUCAAGUACGAUAUCGGGGCAAUAAUCGAGCGAAUAACAAUUUUUGUAGCAUUUUUGAAUAAAGGUCAGUGAAGAUGCUGACCUUAAAUAGUUCAAUAGCCAGGUUGCAGUAAAAUGGUAAAUUAUUCGUAGAGUAUUUCAGCAUUAAAAUAAAGCAGUCUAAAAGAGACACCUAGAAUAUUCAACAAUCCUAGUAUAUUCAUACAGUAAAAUAAAGAUGUCCAUUCAUAAGAUAUCCUAAACAA